AUGCAGAAGCGCGGUGGCGGCGGUGGCGAGCGGCCGGCGGUGAGGAAGGGGGCGUGGACGGCGGAAGAGGACGAGGUGCUGCUGCAGCACGUCCGGGAGCACGGGCCUCAAGAUUGGAGCUCCAUUCGAUCCAAGGACCUCCUCCCGCGCACCGGCAAGUCCUGCCGCCUCCGGUGGGUCAACAAGCUCCGGCCGAACCUCAAGACGGGGUGCAAGUUUUCUCCGGAGGAAGAACGGUUGGUGAUCGAUAUGCAGGCGCAGUUCGGGAACAGAUGGGCCAGGAUCGCGACGUAUUUGCCCGGACGGACGGACAACGACGUGAAGAACUUCUGGAGCACGCGGCAGAAGCGGCUGGCCAGGAUCUUGCGGGCACCCCUGCCCCGCCGGAGGCCUGGCAAGCAGAGCCGCAGCGCUUCUUCUGCACCAUCCCAUGAUUUGCCCGCCCAGAAGCCUCUCCGUCAGGGCCCGUGCUCUGACAUGAUACCCUUCCAGGAGACGACGCACCACAUUGGCCAGAGCAGCAGCCAGGAGCCAUGCACAGAGAACCAGUGCGCCGACGCGCCGUUCGCCGGACUGCUCGGCCUGGAACUGCUCGGCCUGCCGUCCCCCGUCGAGUUCGCUAUGGACGUGGCAGUAGAAUGCGGCUCGUCCAGCGCUGCUCCCACGGCCCGUCCGCCCUUCGGUAGCGACGCCGGGGACCCGGUUUCCGGCGUUGCCCCGCCGGCGUUCGUCGACCAUGCUCGGUUCGUCGAUGCGGCCUCGCUGCAGCACGACGCUGUCGCCUACCUGGAGCCGCUGGCAGUGGUGCCGCCGGCCCCGUUCUUCGGCCUGGACGACGACUACGGGAACGUGGGCUCUGCGCUGCAUCAGGACAUGUCUGGAGUGCUCUUCGACGACCUCCCGCCGGAGGCGUUCGACUUCUUCGAGCUGCCGCCGUCGCCACCUCCGUUCCCGCCGCCGUCUCCGUCGCCCGCCGCCCAGAUGUAG
This is a messenger RNA of Phragmites australis (common reed), 987 nucleotides long. RefSeq names its product probable transcription factor MYB58. The record is from RefSeq and is a predicted model, not a curated record. NCBI's taxonomy places the organism in Eukaryota, Viridiplantae, Streptophyta, Magnoliopsida, Poales, Poaceae. Bases 1 to 987 code for a protein of 328 amino acids. The transcript has 3 exons.